Molecule: messenger RNA, 1338 nt
Organism: Stegastes partitus (bicolor damselfish)
Lineage: Eukaryota; Metazoa; Chordata; Actinopteri; Pomacentridae
Product: non-histone chromosomal protein HMG-14B-like
Exons: 6
Coding region: 121-390 (89 amino acids)
Cellular component (GO): nucleus; chromatin
Molecular function (GO): nucleosomal DNA binding
Source: RefSeq, a predicted model, not a curated record
CAUUAAGGUCUGGCUGCGCUGAGCUGUUCUGGCACCGCGCUGUCCCGAACUCUCCUCUAGCCUGUAUUGUGUCACUUAGCUCGGUUCUUCUCUGUACUAAGCGCCCCACACAGACCAGCCAUGCCUAAACGGAACACAGCAAAUUCAGGAGGCGACUCAGCACCCAAGAGGAGAUCUCUCAGGUUGAAAGAUAGACCCGCACCUCCAAAGGCAGAGGCCAAACCCAAGCCAAAGAAGGGACCUGCUAAGCCUAAGAAAGCUAAGGAGGUGGAGAAGGCCAAGCCUGAGGAGAAAGCGCCAGAGGCCCCUGCUGAGAAUGGCGAAGCCAAAGCUGAGGAGGAGGCACCCGCUACAGACGGAGCUGAACAAAAAGACGAGGCAGCAGAAUAACACAUCUCCAGCCACGUCUUGUACCAGUGCUCCCUGUACCUCUUUUCUUGUACAAUUCAGGGGAAUAUUUUUAUCAACUAUUUUCUAAAUACAGGUUUUUUAGUAGUUUGAUUGUAGAGAACACUUUUUUUUAAUGAAAGAAAAAAGUCAAUUUGGAGACGGGAAGUUCAUCACAUCCCACAAUUUUGCAUCGCCAUGAAAUUUGCGGUCAUUGUCGUUACUGUCAGUGGAUUUAAUUUCAGUUUUAAAUGUGAAGGAGGGGAGGGUUUGGGACAGGUUACUGUGUCAACACGCAAGCAUGACGUUCACAGGAGCUGGGAAACAACCGCUUGUUUGCCUGCGUGGAUUACAUUCCAUAUGCUUUAUAAGGGACAGUGUGUGUAAUCUGGGGUGGGACGGACAAAGUCACCGGGCAACUCAUUGUUUUAUUGUUUAUAAUGAAAAACAGUGUUUUAGAAUGUUUGUAAGCUUUGUUCCUCUUUGUUAACUCUUGUACUCAUGCAGUUUUCUUAACAAAUCUGAUCAAUAAACCUAAAGUCCCUCGUACUGGAGCUCUCCCUUUCAGAACUGUGCAUCGCGUGUGUUGGUUGUGUCUCUGUUCUGUGAUAGCAUUGCAAUAAAUUUGUAUAGCUGCUGUGAAAAGGGUUUUCAAUCUUUCUAUAUGCAGUGUGUAAUGGUACAUUGUAAGGAUGGUAAAAAUGGAAUUUGUUUUGUUAGCCAAGCUAAUGAGGUAUGUAACCAUGAAAAACAAACUGUUGAGAGCGGCUUCCUAAAGGCCGACAGACAAACUGUACAUUUAUUUGAAAUGUCAAAUGCAUACCAGCAGUAGCAAUAUUCAUGUGGGUUUUAGGUAUCUGUAUCAAGUACAAGUGUGCAGUUUCUUUUUGUUUAUAGAUGUACCUGUGUAAUGAUUGUUAUCAACAAACCAAUAAAACUCCGUUGGUAGUU